UGUUUUGUAAAGAAGGGGUGGAUCUGCUAAAUGAUGUUGGUGGAUCCUCUCAAGUAAUUCGGUACAGGGCAGACGUAGCCAUGGGGUUUGCAAAUCAGAAGAAACGAUUACUCCUGACAACUUUUAUGGUUAUAUGUAUAGCAAUCAGUGGACUUAGAUACCACGAAGACGGAGAUAUUCCCUUACUCAGGAUGAUUGUUGGAGAGCCUUCAUUGAAAGAAGCAAAAACUGCUUAUACAAGAAGAUUGCCUGAACAGUGCGAGUGUGAAUGCCAAACAGCUGAAUCUAACGCUAUUAAUACAGAGGAGGACUCACGCAAAGUGAUUCCAUACAUUGCCCCAGGGCCGUCUAAAGUACAAGAGCUGGUUCCCAUGAAAACACUGAAAAAGAGUAUUUCAUUGAGUGAACAAGAAGGACUGGUGUACCUCGAUCACACCUCUCUAAGCCAUUACUUCCAAUGCCAACAGAGAUCUAAAGCUCCAUUGGACAAUAAACUAAAUCAAAAGCAAUGCCACAAUAGGAGAUUUCUCAAAAAGGGACUGAUUACAGCCCUUGUUAGUUUCCAUGGUUCCGGCAACACUUGGGUAAGGUAUUUACUUGAACAAGCCACUGGACUUUUCAGUGGAUCAAUUUAUUGCGACCCUGUACUCAAGAAGAUGUUUCCAGGAGAGUCUGUUGCUAGUGGUAACGUUGUUGUCGUGAAAACACAUCGUUCAGACACAAGGGAGCUACCUAAAGAUGUGCAACUAGAGAUGGAUAAGAAGAAAUAUGACAGGGCUAUUGUUUUGGUGAGGGAUCCGUUUGAUGCCUUGGUGAGCGAAGCUAAUCGGAGGUGGAACAAUAAUCGCACGAUCAACAGUCAUGUGGGGCUGGCAGACGAGACUGCAUUUGUCAGCAACUCUAAGUGGGACUGGCUGGUGGAAUACAAGGCUGCUACAUGGUCGUUCCUCCUCCACACGUGGCUAGCACAAACAGAGAUACCUAUACACGUCAUUCAAUACGAACAGCUGGUCAAAAAUAUCCGACAAGAACUUGUAAAAAUGAUUGACUUCCUAGGGAUAGAGGUCACGGACACAGACAUUGAUUGUGCAGUGGAGAAUGGAGAAGGUCCUUUCAAGCGAUCUACACAUUUGAACUUUGACCCCUACUCAGUAGGAAAUAAGGAAGCUGUGAACAGAUGUAUAAAACAAGCAACACCACUACUAGCUAUGCAUGGCAUCACAUACGACCAAAAACAGAUCAAUUAGCUUUCCUUGAUAAAAUCGAUAUCAUUUCUGUACAGUACGAUAAAAAUCAUAAUAAUACCGGUAGAUGGAAGCUAGGCAUUUUAAAUU
Molecule: messenger RNA, 1334 nt
Organism: Halichondria panicea
Lineage: Eukaryota; Metazoa; Porifera; Demospongiae; Suberitida; Halichondriidae
Product: WSCD family member AAEL009094-like
Exons: 3
Coding region: 81-1247 (388 amino acids)
Molecular function (GO): sulfotransferase activity
Source: RefSeq, a predicted model, not a curated record